UUCACUAAGUUGGCUCUUUCAGAUGCCUUCAGACCACGCCAUAGGACAACAGGAGCAGAGCAUCUUGGCCCGCAAGGGGAGAUGCCUGGCCUCUGUUUCAAUGGCUGUCCGGUUUAUUUCUUAAUACACGUGUAGCCCACUCUUACUUCUCGAAAUAGGGCUGCCUAUAAGGUUCUCUCUCUCUCUCUCUCUAACCCCCCCGCCUCACAUUUCAUCAUCCGAACAAUCCACUCCCUGCACCCAAAUGUUAUCCUCUCAACAACCCUGCAAGUGUAGAACCCUCUUUUUGUUCCGGAGAGUUCCGUACAAAGACAUUUGUUUGUGGGAGAUCGUCUCAGGGAUGGGAAUGGAAGAGGGUGCUGACCCAACAGCAGGGAAAAGACCUCAGAGCACAGAAACACCACUUUAUGUCGUCCAGUCUGGGAGUAUCCAGGAAUUCCUGCAAAGGAGACCAGCAGAAGAAGUGAAAGGAGAACAAGACAGAGGUCAGCUUCAGAGAUGGGAAGUUCAUUGGCCAGAACUGCUGAAGAUGGUGGAGGCUCCUUGCCUGGACUGGGAGGUCCCACCUCUUCCAGGGGAGCCUACCCCGUGGGACGACGUGAGGGCCUUCCUGGCCUCCUUUGAGCAAGUAGCCAAAGCCUGCCGGUGGCCCCGGGAAGAGUGGGCAGCCCGGCUCCUGCCAGCCCUCAGCGGAGAAGCCGAGAGGGCCUUUUUCACAUUAGCGGCCAGAGACAGAGAGGAUUAUGGGAAGGUUAGGGCAGCCAUUUUGCACAGAGACUCCAUCAGCCGGGAGAAGAACCGCCAGCACUUCCGGCAUUUCUGCUACCAGGAGGCCGAGGGGCCCAGAGGGGCCUACAGCCAGCUCCAGGAGCUUUGCCAUGGGUGGCUGAAGGUGGAGAGGCACUCUAAGGAGCAGAUCCUGGAGCUGCUGAUCCUGGAGCAGUUCCUGGCUGUCCUGCCAGUGGAGGUCCAGAGCUGGGUCAGGAAAUGCAGCCCAGAGACCUGCUUCCAGGCGGUGGCCCUGGCCGAGGACUUCCUGCUGAAGCAACAAGAGUCCCAGAUACAAGAAAAUCAGGCCCUGACACCGUUUGAUGAGGUGGCUGCGAGUGUCUUCGAGGCAGGCCAGGCUCUGCCUGAGGUGAAGGAGAUGCUGCUGUGCGUCGAAGCCAGGCAGAGAGGGGGUGGGGAUGACACAGCCACGGCAGGUAAAGGGUGGCUAACCCUCGAAGCAGCUGAGGACAAUCCACCAGACUAUUUAGAGAGAGUGGAACCAUGUGGAACAUCAAUGUGGAAAGCCAAGGAGAUCUUUCCUCAAUGCCCUGAGCAAGAAAUCACCACUGAAGAUUGCCCCAGAGCAACAUUCCAGAAGACGGCUCCUGGGGAGAGAGUGGAUCACUCUGUUCCUUAUGGCAGAAGUUAUCAGGUUCUUCAGGAAACAAUAGCUCACCGAAGAAUACCAACUGGUAGGAGGCAAAAUAUCGGCAGUGCUCGUAAGAACAGCAAGCGAAGCUCCAUGUCCUUUGACUAUCAGCGUGCACGCGGGAGGGGCAAGCCAUACAAAUGCGUGGUUUGCGGGCAAGGCUCUCGAUAUCGAUCGGACUUAAUUGUUCAUCAGAGAAUCCACACUGGGGAAAGACCCUAUGAAUGCUUGUACUGUGGGAAAAGCUUCCCUUACAAAUGUAGCCUUAACAGACACUAUAAAAUUCACACAGGCGAGAAACCAUACGCCUGCCCUGUGUGCGGGCAGAGGUUCUCCAGCAGUACAAACCUUAGCAGGCACCAGAGAAUCCACACAUGACGUCAGCCAGCUUGAUCUGCGGGGAUAGUCUCAGUUCUGAUUGGCCGUGAGGAGUUGGUUGCUGCUGGAAUAUUCAAAGACAAGCUUCUGGGGUGGGGUGGGAAGUCAUGAUUUUGGGGACUCAGAAGGUGCUAAUGUUCAGUUCAAUUAUUUAUUGCUUACUUCAAUAAAGACCCAUUUUCUUGCCUGCACCGAUUGUCUUUUUAAGACAUUUUAUUGAUUGUGUGCUUGAGAGAGGGUAGUGGUAUUUUGCAGGGGAGGCAGAUCCAUGUGGGCAAGUGGGACACUGCCGCACCAACCUUAGUCUUCCAUCAGCUAGCCCCCACCUGCCUGCCUUCCUAUUUACAACCAGUCCAGGGGGUGGCCAUGGCUAUCAGCUGCCUCCUGCUUACUUUCAGU
Messenger RNA from Rhineura floridana, 2197 nucleotides. Its product is annotated as zinc finger and SCAN domain-containing protein 16-like. Lineage: Eukaryota; Metazoa; Chordata; Lepidosauria; Squamata; Rhineuridae. Gene Ontology annotation, biological process: regulation of transcription by RNA polymerase II. Gene Ontology annotation, molecular function: DNA-binding transcription factor activity, RNA polymerase II-specific; RNA polymerase II cis-regulatory region sequence-specific DNA binding. The transcript has 4 exons. The record is from RefSeq and is a predicted model, not a curated record. The coding region runs from base 245 to 1798 and encodes 517 amino acids.